ACUGUCCUGACAUUUGGGGGAUAUCUGUACUGUCCUGACAUUUGGGGGAUAUCUGUACCUGUCCUGACAUUUGGGGGAUAUCUGUACUGUCCUGACAUUUGGGGGAUAUCUGUACUGUCCUGACAUUUGGGGGAUAUCUGUACCGUCCUGACAUUUGGGGGAUAUCUGUACUGUCCUGACAUUUGGGGGAUAUCUGUACUGUCCUGACAUUUGGGGGAUAUCUGUACUGUCCUGACAUUUGGGGGAUAUCUGUACUGUCCUGACAUUUGGGGGAUAUCUGUACUGUUCUGACAU
Messenger RNA from Staurois parvus, 294 nucleotides. The record is from the annotation of a GenBank genome assembly. NCBI's taxonomy places the organism in Eukaryota, Metazoa, Chordata, Amphibia, Anura, Ranidae.